AUGUUCUCCCUCAUCCGCUCAGCACUCCGAAUACCCUCUUUAAUCCGCGGGUCUCAAUAUGCAUCCACCUCACUCACACUCUCCAACAUCCUCCACCCACCACCCUCUCUAAGCUCUUCCCUCUCCCUCCCGCACCUCUCGCACCAACAGACCCGCUGGCUAACCCUCAACCAAGCAACCCGCCGCAAACCCAAACGCAAAUCCUCCCAAUCCGUCUCCGUAGCCCUCGAAAACAACUACCAAAAAAAGGGCGUCUGCACUCAAAUCUACACCAUGAAACCCAAAAAACCAAACUCCGCCAACCGCAAAGUCGCUAGAGUCAAACUCUCCAAUGGGAAGUCUAUCGUCGCGUAUAUACAGGGUGAAGGACACAAUUUACAAGAACAUAGUGUUGUGCUUGUUAGAGGUGGGAGGGCACAGGAUUUGCCGGGUGUUAGGUAUAAGAUUGUUAGGGGAGCGUAUGACCUUGGAGGCGUUGUAAACAGGAUGACGGCUCGAAGUAAAUACGGAGCUAAAAAGCCGAAGUCAAAGAAGUGAAGACCUUUUUUAAUAUUUAUCCUUACUAGUUGCAACAGUCACCCGAAA
Molecule: messenger RNA, 585 nt
Organism: Fomitiporia mediterranea MF3/22
Lineage: Eukaryota; Fungi; Basidiomycota; Agaricomycetes; Hymenochaetales; Hymenochaetaceae
Product: ribosomal protein S12
Exons: 3
Coding region: 1-537 (178 amino acids)
Biological process (GO): translation
Cellular component (GO): ribosome; small ribosomal subunit
Molecular function (GO): structural constituent of ribosome
Source: RefSeq, a predicted model, not a curated record